This is a messenger RNA of Adineta steineri, 363 nucleotides long. NCBI's taxonomy places the organism in Eukaryota, Metazoa, Rotifera, Eurotatoria, Adinetida, Adinetidae. The record is from the annotation of a GenBank genome assembly.
AUGUCUCUGCGACCUCGACCAUACGCAUCUGUUAAUCGAUAUGCAGUGCGAAGACCAACAUUUAUUCCACGACCAGCUGUUGUAGGUCCCCGACCCGCCGCAGGCGGUGGCAUGAAUGGUUUAAUCGGUGGCUUAGCUUGUCCAUUACUCUGUCUUGGUUGUCUAGCCGCAUUAUCCUUACUUGGUCUUUUUGCUACAAUGAUAGCAGCUGCAGCAUAUAUGAAUCAAAUCCAAAAACAAAUUCGUAAAAAUGCUUCAGGUGAUGGUACAAUGGUAGAACUCAAUUUUAUGGUUCUUUUCAGUGCUCUUCUCUGCUCAGUUUAUGUAUUAUGUAAACAUCGUCGAAGUGUUGCUAGCACCUGA